This is a messenger RNA of Lethenteron reissneri (Far Eastern brook lamprey), 5457 nucleotides long. RefSeq names its product ephexin-1-like. NCBI's taxonomy places the organism in Eukaryota, Metazoa, Chordata, Hyperoartia, Petromyzontiformes, Petromyzontidae. The record is from RefSeq and is a predicted model, not a curated record. Gene Ontology annotation, biological process: activation of GTPase activity; intracellular signal transduction. Gene Ontology annotation, molecular function: protein binding; guanyl-nucleotide exchange factor activity.
GUUGGGACCCCUGUUGGGCGCGGGCAGUGGCGUUGCCAUCGCCAUACCGAGGCUCAGGCUGACGAUGAACUCUGAGUGUCUGUAUCAGGAAUACCGCACCGAGACCAUCGUGCAGACGCUGCUACGGCAGCGGUGCCACGACGGGGAGGGAGGCACCGAGUUGCAUGGCCACUUUCAGCAGCUGGUGGCGUCCAUAACGCUGGACAACAACAAUGGCAGCAGCGAUAGGAGCGGCAGAAGCUCGCCACCAGUACGACAGCCGUGUCUGGGACUACAGGACUCCACAACGGGCCCCCUCGAGCUCCCUCCGCAGCAAUCGAAUGGCGCGGUGCCGGCGAUCUGCGCGCCGCCCGUCCACCCCGGGCCAUCCCUGGACACCCCCAGGCCACCGGAGAAGGGCCCCGUGUUCGAGUUUUGGCACACUGCUGCCCGAGGUGCAGAGCAGCCACCUCCUCUCCACGAUGACCCAAGAGCAGAUCAAGCUGCAGGAGGCCAUGUUCGAGUUGAUCACGUCAGAAGCGUCGUACUUGCGGAGUCUGCGCGUCGCCACGGAGGUGUUCAUCGACAACCCUGACGUGAACGAGGUGCUCCCCUCCUCGCAGAGACACUUCGUCUUCUCCAACCUCCAGGAGGUGAAGGCAGUGAGCGAGAGAAUGCUCGCGGAGCUUGAGGAGCGCCUGGGUCAGAGCGUGGAGAUCUCGGACGUGUGCGACAUCGUGUACAAUCACGCGGCCAAGAACUUCCGCUGCUACGUCAAGUACAUCACCAACCAGCCCUACCAGGAGCGGGCGCUACGCACGCUCUCAAAUGAAACGCCACAGUUCAGUCAGAUUCUCGACAGGCUGAUCAGUGAACCCCGCUGCAAGAACCUCCCGCUGUCGUCCUUCCUCCUGCUGCCCUUCCAGCGCAUCACGCGCCUCAAGCUGCUGGUGGAGAAUAUCCUCAAGAGGACGGAGAAAGGCACGCAAAGAUACCAGAACGCGCAGAGGGCUAGCAAGCAAUUGGAAAUGUGCAUCAUGGAGUGCAACGACGGUAUUCUCAAGAUGAGCCGGACGGAGGAGCUCAUUCACAUCGAGAAAACGCUCGAGUUCAAGGACAAGUCGGUGCCGAUCAUAUCGCACUCGCGAUGGCUCUACAAGCAGGGAGAGCUGAUGGAGAUGCACCAGGCGCAGAGCAUGACUCUCCGCAGCAGCAAAGUCAGCUUCAAGCCUCUCUACCUGUUCCUCUUCACCGACCUCCUGCUCUUCGCUCGCAAGAAGGAUGCCGGGACACGCUUUCUGGUGUUUGAGCACGCGGAGCUGACGGCCGUGUCGGUGAACGAGCAGCAGCCCAUCCAGAACCACAGGCAUCUUGUCCACCUCAAGGUUAACUUGGACAAUCGCAAGAGGCGCAAGGCGUUCAUCCUCAAGGCGCAAUCGGAGAAUGAGCAGAAGCGAUGGAUCACUGCCAUCAAUCCGAAGCGGAACAAAACACCGUCGGAGGCGUAUGGCUUCUAUGCGGACUGCGAGCAGGUCUGCUGCAUCAAGCCUUACAAAGCUCAGGAGGCCGACGAGAUGACGCUGGAUUUUGCCGACUCCUUCUUCAUCCUGCGCAAGACCACGGAUGGCUGGUACGAGGGCGAGCGCAUGUCCGAUCGCCAGCGCGGCUGGUUCCCGAGCCGGGUGGUGGAGCCCGUGGCAAGUGGCAGCGUGCGGGAGGAGAAUGUGCGUGAGCGCGAGUGUCUCCUGACCUCCGUGGAGGGCGGCGGUGACGGCGGCGGUGGCGACGGCGGUGGCGACGACGGUGGCGACGACGGCGACGACGACGACGGUUGCAGCUACGGCGUCCCCACAAUAGUGUGAGAAACUUGUGGGGGAGUCUUCCGCAAACGAAGGGGAUGAAUGUGUCCCCCAGUUGGGGCGACUGCCCGAGGAUGAAGGGGGGUCCGAGUGAAUUUGAUGGUGUGUGCGAGACUCCCCAUUGCACCGGGGCUGGGGCGGUGGUCAGUGGGUGGCAGUACAGCAAGAAGGUUGCCGACCUGUUUGUGUGGAUGUCGAGUGUCAGGCUGGGCAUUCCAGUUUCCUUCCACGUAGGAAAAUACUGUAUUUAAGAAGGGAUCGGUCUAACUUGUUAGGCUGGGCAUUCCAGUUUCUUCAAAUGCCUGUCUAAACUCCGGAUGAUGUGAUAAGUCAGUGCCUAACUUCGCACCCAUAAAUGAGAAGUCACCCGAAUGCACUUAGCCACCCACUGUGUGCCAAUCCUUAAUCAACUGCAACAUUGCACUCACCAUAUUCAAGAUCCUCCAUGGACUUGCCCUCACCAACCCCUCUCCAUCCUCACAUCCCUCUACUCCCUUGCAUGCAAUCUCCACUCAAGCGCCAAAGGCUUUCUCCGUAGUCCGGGGAAGCACCUUGCCCCAGCCAUCAUUGCUGCCGACUCCCCGCUCCUGUUCAAGUCGAGGCUCAAAACCUUCCUUUUUUUCCUCUGCCAUAUGCUGACUGCCAGUCUCGAUUGUAAAAUAAUAUCCAUCGCGAUGUCCGUCAGCUGGGAGUUCUGGGAGAAAUCUGGUCAACUCGGGUGCAAGACGAAUCGAGGUGGCUGUUUGUGGAAACGAGGUGUAGUGAAGUGUUGUACCCCCUGCACACACGUGUUCCAGUGUUUUACUUACAAAUAAUAAGCGAUAAACACCUUGCAUACUCGUUUACAUGUAUACAUGCCAAAACAAAAAAUAUCAGCAGCAAAGUGGAAAUUAAAAUUCACCAAGUUUACACUGUGUUUUACAAUAAUCUGCAUGAAUCUGGGAUGUACGGUGUUGGUAUGAUUUACUUACAGCACUAGCUGGACUUGGUGGGUUCAUUUGAUAUGAUGAAAGUGUCUCUGGGUGCCACUUAAUGAGAUGGUUAAUUUGGAACACGGAGCCCAGUAACAAUGUUGCAUACAAUUCCUUAAGCGACUGUCACUUGGCUCACAGUGCUUUCCAUUGCAAGCUAAUUGAUAAUAUCACUUAAGUCAUUUCAUUCAACCGAUCGCAGAUCUUUUGUGGUCGCCUGAUGUCAAACGUCGUCGUGUAUUGUGAGCGAGGAGGCCUUAAGUCGAGUCAACUGAUUACCUGAUGCGAAUUAUUGCAUUGUAAAUGCGUUUUAAGUGUGCCAGUUGUUGCAUUUGUCUGUAGAUAGCCGUGAUUAUCGAAGGCUGAAAGAGCACUGUUUGAUGGCGUGUUGAGAUGUUUGGUCGUCGAUGUGAAGUCUUUUUUUUAGAAGCCACGUUCUCUUGCGACACUGCGAUCUUUACGCAGCUCUGAACGAUGCUUGCCCCAUGUGCCUUGCCACAGGACAGCACAAUUGCGAUGCGACGUCUUUGAUAACGCUACGAAUAUAUGUAAUACAUAUGCUGUAAAUAAAGUAUUCAGUAGGGGUCAUUGUGACACUUUAAUUACGUUGAUUACAAUGUAUAGAUUUUGUUGCUUAAAGGCAUUAUCGGCAGGAACAAUAUCGGCAGUAACAAUAGCUUUUGUAUUUGACAUUAUCGCCGCUACCUAUGCACCUCAUGCUAUUUAAUUUGAAGUUGAUUGUGCAGUGAUGAGAAACGGAUAUCUCAUUUCUUAUCGCAAUACGAUAAGCCUUGGCAUGUUUAACAAUAAUUUCUUCCCACCGCUUAUUCCCACGAAAAGGUGAGGCAUAUAUGAAUGUAGUGUCUUUACAAAGGUGGCUGUGUCAAUGUUUAUCUUAUUUCAAUGCAGUCCUAUGUCGUCACAUUAAAGCUUUGUUUUAAUAAUUGAUAGAAUUGAUUAACAAUAUUCUAUUUUGAAAAGUUUGACUUAACGGUCAUCGUGUUGCAUUUUAGACAGCGGGCAUAGAAAACUGUGUACCCUGUAUUGUAUUUUCCAUUCUAUAGCAGGUUUUUUUAUAAUUAAGGCAGGAUACCAUUUUCUUGGUCAUGAUUUUCAGAAUCUGGCUUCCAUACAAAGCACUGAGCCAGUAUUUGUUUUAUAUGUUUAAGCCCCAGGUUACCCAUUAUGAUACAAAACAAGUCCUGCAGUAUAUUAAAUAUAUUGCUCUGAUCUCAGUCGCCAAAUGUUACAAACACAUUUCCACUCAAUGUAGCUCUGCCCAGCCCUGAAGAUAAUUGAAAAUUACCAGAUUUGAAUACCCGCAUUACAAAUGGAAUCAUGUAAUCACAUAUAGUUUCAGAGCUCGCCCCAAUGUUUUUAAUGCAAUAAAAAAUGUUAAAUAUUUGGUGUUAGUUUAAUUGCGUAUUUUGCCAUGUUUGUGCCUGUGAUAGUUGGUACUCUGCCAGUCACUGGGUGUGAAUGUGCAACAUGUUUAUAACAUAAAAAAUGUAGGGUUCUUUUAUAUAAAUUACAUUUUUAAUAUUCAUAGUUCUUUCGGUAAAGUCACGUGACUUUACCGAAAGAACCAAUAAUAUGAAUCCCCUGCAUUCACGAAAGCUUUAAAUAAAUUCUACAUUUUUAAUGUUCUUAAAACUGCCAUUGCAAAUAAACAAUUGAGUAACCGAAUCGGUCCUGACCUGCCCUUCAACUCGCAAUGUCCAGCUUUCGUAAAGUAUGGUCACAUUAUUCUCAUAGCUGGCAAGACAGAGGGAGGCCUUCAUCAACAAUAGAUUGACACAAGUGCCAUGAAUUGCUGUAUUAUUACUAAGGGCCUGUCCCCAUCUACUCCACUUUUAUUUUCUAAAUUGCACAAUGUAAUAUAAAUUGUCUCUUUAGCAAAUGAAAAACUCUUAUUUAGGAACAGUUUUUAAUAAUGGAGAGCCGAUUCUGAAAGGAUGUAGUGAAAGUAAUGUAACAGGACAUUGGGGUAAGCAUUUAUCAUAACCAAGGAUUGAUGGAAAAAUGAAGGGGUGAAAACGACUUGCAUACUAUAUACCAUUGAGGCGCUACAUAUUUACAUGUGAAUGUUCAUGCGUGGUUCAAAAAGUUGAGAACCUAACGUAUCUACCAAGUACGUAAAAGAAUAAGAUCUUACUUUUCAGGUCACCCUUUUCUCACAAUGAAUUAUUAGUAUAAUUCCCAAAGCUUUUUUUAUUCCCUCAAUACAGAUGGCUCCUUCGGACAUGGCAAGUGAUUAAAACUUUGGAUUUGACAUGAAAAUUUACAUAAUGUAUCUUAUGGGCGUUUCAUUCAUCUUAUCGCGAUCCUUGUACAUUGUGAAUCACUACAUGUAACGCACAGUUUUAAGUUAAAGAUGUACAGAUGCACCAAUUUUCGAGAUUAAAAGUGCGAUUUGAGAAAGAUGUAAUUUUAAGGAUGUUAAAUAUGCACUUCAAUUGUAAACGUGUACUGGAAGUAUUGUAGAAAGUUACGUGUAUACAGGACAUAUGCAGCUUUAUUAUAAAGCAGUUGCUUUAAAAAAAUGUACGUAUUAAUUUCUAGCCAAAUGUAGUACCGUACAAUAGUUCCAAAAAAGUUACUACAUGCAGUCUGUCCAAGUAUUAAAUGCGAAAUAAAAAGUUUUCAUA